UCGGCAGCGCCACCAUCUUCGCUUAGACUAUUCCUAGUGAGGGAUCAGAAUAGGAUAUAUGAUUUGUUCUUCUCUCUCAUGCAUCACAUAUUCACAACUCACAACCAGCCAAAAUACAAAAAGAGCCACACCAUCCUACGCGGGAUUAGAAGAGAAGUUGGAGAGACUUCAAAAGUUCUUCUAACAAACUUAUCAAACAAAGGGUUUUUUCUCCAAAAUUCUCAAUCACUCUCCACCAUCGUUCUCUCAUCUGCUCCAUCUUCAGCCUGCAACUGACUACAACAUCCUUCGCCUUCUCCGCGCCGUCCGUCUCCUGCCAACUCUGGUGUCUUCUCAUCCUCUGUCGAGCACCAGCGUUCUCUGGCCUAUCCGAGCCACACCAUCCUACGCGGGAUUAGAAGAGAAGUUGGAGAGACUUCAAAAGUUCUUCUAACAAACUUAUCAAACAAAGGGUUUUUUCUCCAAAAUUCUCAAUCACUCUCCACCAUCGUUCUCUCAUCUGCUCCAUCUUCAGCCUGCAACUGACUACAACAUCCUUCGCCUUCUCCGCGCCGUCCGUCUCCUGCCAACUCUGGUGUCUUCUCAUCCUCUGUCGAGCACCAGCGUUCUCUGGCCUAUCCGAGUAUUUUUGUUGCAGUGUAUCUUGUAUUUCUGUCCCUGACAUUGCAAUGACUCAAGAUUGUUCCGUCAACAAAAGCUUGUCCGAGAAUAGAGAUUUUUGGUUUAAUUUUGAUGGCUAUUGGGAAAAAAUUGGAACUUGGGUUUAUAAAUGUUGGGAUGCAGAUAUUGUGAGUGAUAAAGUGAGCAAAAUGACUUUUGAUCGUAUCAAGAAACAUUUUUCUGACUUGGGGUAUCCGAAUCCUAAAGCUAUAUGUGUUCGUGACCCUGAUAAAAAUUUCAAAGAGGGUUUGUAUCUAAUUGAGGAUGAAGAGUCUUGUAGGAAAUCUCUACAAUAUAUUGAGGUACUUAAUGUGGAAAAAGUUGAGUUCUUUAUUGAUGAUGAUAAUAUGCCAUUACCAGAUGACAUUACUCCGAGUAUAUUGUUAGUUCCUACUAUGUGUAGUGAUGGUAACAAUAUAGAGAGUGAAAGAGUACAGGAAUUGGUGGACGUAAGAGUUGUUUCACAAUAUAAUUGGCAAGAAAGUGAAUAUGUCAACCCUGUGGGUUACAUUAGUGAAGAAGAUGAUGCUUAUGAUGAUGGCGAAUUUGUUAGUGAAGACAAUGGUACUGAAACCGAGGAUGAUACAAAUGUAGAUGAUGAUAUUGAGAAUUUGGCAAAUGAUAGUGGAUAUUUUAUGUUGGGGAGGACAUUUGCUGAUGUAAAAGAGGCACGUGAAGCAAUACACGAGUAUGGGGUGAAAUUUGGAUACAAGCUAAAGUUUGUAAAGAAUGAUACUACUAGAGUAAGAGUGCAUUGUGGAAAUGAGCUAAACUGUCCGUUUAAGCUUUUCAUAUCUAAGGAUGGCGAGAAAGGUGGUAUGGUUGUGAAAACUGCUGCUUUGGAGGUCAUGCAUCAAUUGAGCCUCCCCCUGGUGAAAAGCUACCGGGCAGACCUAGGAAGAAGAGAGUGCGAGCAUCCAAUGAACCCAAAUCAUCAGGUAACACUCUCUCUAGGAAAGGUCAAAUUCAACGUUGCAGUAUUUGCAAGAGCACGAGUCACAAUAAAAGAAGUUGUCCCCAAGAAAUAAGUGAGUUAGCUGGAAACUCAAACUCUUCAACUACGAGUAGGCCAGAAAAAAUGGUACCACGAAGGCAGUAUGAGGCCUCAAAACAAAGUGUUGGAGUUGGUUGUCAUGUGGACUUAAGCUCAGGCCAAAUCACUAUUGAUCCUGGAUUGUCUUCUGAAAGAGUAAUCAGGGAGGGUGAGCAAUCUUUUAUACACAAUAGCGAUCCUAUUGUUAGAGGUCCAAUACCAAACGAGAGAGAGAUCAAUCGAACCAAAAGAAAACUUAGAUCUAUAAGUUUUAGUGAGGAUGGAUCAAAAGUGAGACAAGCAGCAUCACUACCCUUCAAACCUCCAGGCUUGCAAUGGAAUGGGGGAUUAUCUAUAACCACAAGACAGUUGUUGGAGAAACAAGAAACAAUGAGAUCGAAAAUAGGAAAACAUGGAGAGAUUGGUAGGGAAAAUGCUUCUACUACAAAUUAGACUUUUAAACGUUAACUUCUGUAGCUUCUGAGCAAGUAACUUUUUUUCUUGCUGAUGGAGUCUUAUUUAUAAGUUAGCAUAUAUAAACAUGUGGUUAUAUGCUAUCUUGGUUUUUUUGUAUGUUAUUGGACUACACGAAUGAUAUUUUUCUUCUUUAAAAUGAAGUAUCUUAUCCUGACUUAA
This is a messenger RNA of Salvia miltiorrhiza (redroot sage), 2329 nucleotides long. RefSeq lists its product as uncharacterized. The transcript has 7 exons. The record is from RefSeq and is a predicted model, not a curated record. NCBI's taxonomy places the organism in Eukaryota, Viridiplantae, Streptophyta, Magnoliopsida, Lamiales, Lamiaceae. Bases 669 to 1688 code for a protein of 339 amino acids.